Messenger RNA from Quercus robur (English oak), 971 nucleotides. Its product is annotated as LOB domain-containing protein 1-like. The record is from RefSeq and is a predicted model, not a curated record. Lineage: Eukaryota; Viridiplantae; Streptophyta; Magnoliopsida; Fagales; Fagaceae. The transcript has 2 exons. The coding region runs from base 95 to 715 and encodes 206 amino acids.
CUCAAAAAAUCCCACCUCUCCUCUCUGUCUCUCUCUCUCUCUCUUUCACACACAAAAAUACACAUACAAAGCUAAAUUAAGCUAAGAAUCUAAGAUGGAGUGCAGUGACACAAACACUAACUCUACCACUUCUUCAACCCCACUCUCAAGUUCUCCUUCAUCAUCCUCCUCUCCUUCUUCUUCUCCUCCUCCAACUCCACCUAUUGUGAUAAGCCCUUGCGCGGCUUGCAAGAUUUUGAGGCGAAGAUGUGCAGAGAAAUGCGUGUUGGCCCCCUACUUCCCUCCUACUGAGCCAGCCAAGUUUACCAUUGCUCAUAGAGUGUUUGGUGCUAGCAACAUCAUCAAGUUCUUACAGGAACUCCCAGAAUCCCAGAGGGCUGAUGCAGUGAGCAGCAUGGUUUAUGAAGCCGGUGCAAGGAUCAGAGACCCAGUUUAUGGGUGUGCAGGGGCAAUUUGUCAGCUUCAAAAACAAGUUAACGAGCUCCAGGCACAAUUAGCCAAAGCACAAGCUGAGCUUGUCAACAUGCAAUGCCAGCAAGCCAACCUUGUAGCCUUAAUUUGCAUGGAAAUGUCACAGUCUCCACAGGCAACGGUUCAACAAUCACUUGAGAGUAAUUUCAUCCCCAGCACUCCUAACAACUACCAGAACAAUCCAUGCUUCCUUAAUGAGGAUAACAACCCAUGCUUAUUGUGGGACCAUCCUGUUUGGACAUGAUCAAAAUUAUAAUCUAUAUAUAGUAGUAGUGUAGCCAAAUAUUUCCAACUUAAUCUCCUAAGGAGAACUUGAAGAACAUUAUUGGAUUAAUAAAUUAUAACUUAUAGUACGAACUAGAUGUAAUAUUAUAUGAACAAAUUAGUGGGGGAGAAAUGUAACAAUCUCUUUGUUAAAGCUAGGCAAAGUAGAUGGGUUUUAUCUUCUUCUAUGUAAUCUUGCAGUAUUGGAGAAAAAGAGAUAUGUUUGUUCUAAAGUC